AUGACUGCAGACCGUCCGAAACACGGAAAGAAACGGCCUAGCGCUGCUUGCCGUCGGCUGGACUUUGGAGAGACAGAAUCGUCUGUUUUGCUGUCAACUCCUGGUGAGUCAGAAUUGUUUUUACUCCAUGGAUCUUUUUCAGUCGUGGAAAAAAAAAACCCGGAUUGUGGACAUCCCAAACAAACGAAGGAUGUUCUGUCCCUCACUCCAUGGAAAGUAGCAAAGGGUAUAAAUGUGACACGUGAAUAAGACCGAAAUUCAUUUGUGACGCCUGAAUUUUACAGAAAGGCGCGCGUGAUUCGCGAAUUUAUCAACCUGUGUGCGCGAUUUGUCUCCUGAAAUAUACGUGACCCGUGAAUUUUUUCUUUCAUCUUUGUGACAAUAGUCACCAUUUCCCUGAAACCUUGUACACCAGAAGAGAAAUUUGAGGUUUUCCCUUUAACUAAGAGCCGCGUGAAUUUUUCCAAAAUUCGUGCGGGAAACGGGUUAGAGCCAUCCUCCCGCAGUUUCUCUUCAUGACCGUGACUAUAGACGAACAGAAAAUUAAGUAAAUAAACUUCAAGUACAUGAUCUCACGAUCAGAUCUAUUUUCCGUCUUUUAUCCGUUUUAAAAUUCAGCACAUUCAGCUUAGUUGUUUGUUUAUGCUGUAUGUUGUUAACUUUAUGUAUUUUUGUCAUUCAGAUCUGCUACCAAACAAAGACAUUUCUUAUCGAAGUUCCGUGAUCCAAAAGUCCUUCCGGGUCAAAAGAACUUGUUUGACGUUUGGACAGCAGACAGCAUUAGAGGAUGUUUUCCAGAGAAAUAAAUUUUUGAACGAUAAUGAGAAGACGACAAUAGCGAUAGAACUUGGAGUAACCAAGACAGAGAUGGAGGUAAUAUACGUAGGUUUUUUUCUUUCCUGA
Pocillopora meandrina is the source of this 903-nucleotide messenger RNA. NCBI's taxonomy places the organism in Eukaryota, Metazoa, Cnidaria, Anthozoa, Scleractinia, Pocilloporidae. The record is from the annotation of a GenBank genome assembly.